AUGGAGUUUGGAUCUAAGCGCCGCAAGCUCGACCAUGACGGUCAGGGCAUACGUCAUAAGGGUUUAAUUGAUUUCGAGUCCCGCGACGCUACUCGAUUGUCUGCCGCAAGUACAUUUGUGCUGAAAACCGACGAGCUGCUCAAAGAAAUCAAGCUCGAUUCCGCCGCUGCUUUCAAGGGCCUUGACAGUCAAUUGCACAAAAUCAAAGGCAUCAUCGACUCGAUAGAACCGCAUGCUGCUACUCCUAUUCACGACGCCUCCACCAAGUUCGAGAAAAAGCAUCGCAUUACCAUUCCCUACCCAGAGCCGAAGCCCACGAAAGACUCCAACUACAAGGUGGCAUUUUCGCCGCCAGCACAAUGCAACGUUGUUGGUAGCUAUGUCAGCAAGACAAUGACCAAAUCGCAAGAGCGCCUAGGAAUCGACAUGGUUGUCCAGAUGCCCAAAGGCCUCUUUCAGGACAAGGACUACCUGGACAUGCGCUACUUUUACCGACGUGCAUACUAUAUCGCAUAUAUCGCCUCGAAAAUCAAAUCUGAGCUCGGCGACGAAAUUGAUGUCCAUUACGAGCUCCUCCACGAGAACCCUCUGCUCCCUAUCCUCACCAUUCGCCCCGCCGCGCAGGAAGCCCUCAAAUCUUCCAAGAAAUCCGCUAAGCACGACACCCACAUCAGAUUGAUUCCUUGCGCUCCUGACGACUUGUUCCCCUGGUCAAAGCUGACCCCGACUUCAAAUAACAUUCGGACAGAGACGUCCGACGCAAACAAGAAAAAUCAGACCGGCACACCAUUCUACAACUCCACCCUGAAUGCCGAGAGGACCUUUAUCCAGUACCUGCGAGUCAUUACAAAUGCUAGAAAUGAAUGCGCUGCAUUUGGAGAAGCCUGCAUACUCGGAAGAAUAUGGCUUCAGCAGCGCGGGUUCGGCAGCGCCAUCUCCCGAGGCGGGUUCGGACACUUUGAGUGGGCAGCCAUGAUUGCGCUCCUGCUGAAGACGGGCGGCAGAAAUGGCGCAGCCGCCUUGUCCACCUCUCUAAGUGCUACUGAGCUUUUUAAGGCUGUCAUUCAGUUCCUGUCUACGACAGACUUUACCAAGAAGGCUUUUGCGUUCAAUUCAGCCAAAACGGCUGCCGAGGCAAUCAAGGAGACGGGGCCUGUCAUGUUUGAUCCCACACGAAAGCUCAACCUCCUCUUCAAGAUGACGCCUGGCUCUGCGAACUACUUGCAAAUGUGCGCCAAAUCCACCACAGAGCUCCUCGCCGACGAGGCUUCCGAGAAGUUUGACUCGACAUUCAUUACAAAAGUAGACGUGUCGCUGCAAGUGUUUGAUGCUGUUCUUGAAAUCAAGAACUCCGGACUUGCCAAGUAUGCUGCCACAGCCGAUCGUCGAGGCGAAAUUGCAGACUUUGGUUUGAAGGCUCAUAAAACACUGCACAAGGCGUUUGGCAACCGUGCGCAAUUAGUUCAUGUUCAACUCCCGUCAAGAAAGCAGUGGAAGCUAGCAGGUAAUUGCCCUUCUGCACCGGCCACUGUUACUGUUGGUGUCAUUUUUGAGCUGGCACACAUGAGCAGGCAAAUGGAACACGGCCCCCCUGCUGAGGAGCAGAAGGAUGCUGCUAGGUUUCGUCAGUUCUGGGGUGAGAAGGCUGAGCUGCGUCGCUUCAAGGAUGGUAGCAUUCUGGAAUGCGUCGAGUGGACUAGUAAGCUUCCCCUCGACAUUUGCGAGGAAAUCGCCCAGUACACUCUGAAUCGCCAUCUUAAGUUAGGCCCCGACGACGUACGCCUCGUGAGUGACAGUCUGGCUGCCACUAUUAACAUAACAAAUCUCGAUAAAUCGGCGUUUGAUGCCGCGCGACGAUCUUUUCAAACACUCGAGCACGAUAUACGAAGUUUGGAGGACCUGCCUCUACAAAUACGUCAACUCUCUCCAGUCUCUGCCCUUGCUCGCUAUGCGUCCGUGGAGGCACCUCUGGUUGGCUAUCACAAGGAUACCGUUGAGCCCAUCGACGUCAACCUAUACUUUGAGCAGUCGAGCAAGUGGCCGGAGAAUUUGACUGCCAUCCAGGAAGCCAAAAUUGAGUUUCUUUUGGACGUUGACCGUCGACUCACAGGUGCACACGACAACAUCAAGACAUAUCUAGGCAGGGAAAACAGAGAAAUUGGCAUCUCCAAUCUCGCCUACCUGGAUAUUCUAUAUGACAGCGGUGCUGCGUUCCGUUUGCGCAUCCACUGUGAUCUCGAGGAGACCCUCCUCGAGCGUCAAAUGAAGAACAAAGCCUUGGAUCACCACGUCCGUGAAGAAGCCGAACAAGCCGGUCUACGAUUCAACUGGCUCUUCAAUAUCCUUCCCCUUCAUACCCAAACCAUUGCCACAUACUGCACCCGUCUUCCUGCUCUGUCACCCACCAUCCGUCUCGUUAAGCAGUGGUUUGCCGCCCACAAACUUACAGGCCACAUCAACGAGGAGCUCAUCGAGCUCUUUGUCCUAAACGCCUUCAUGCAGCCAUACCCCUGGCAAACUCCAUCAUCCAUCACCACUGGCUUCCUCCGCACGCUCGCCUUUCUAUCAAGAUGGGACUGGCGCGAGGAGCCUUUGAUCUUGGACACCGCCGAGGAGCUCACCAUGGAUGAACGCGGCGCCAUCCAGCGCGAGGUUGAGGGCUGGCGCAAGCGCGACCCCGGCAUGAACCACACUGUACUCGCUGUCGCCACUUCGUACGACCAGACCGGUCUAUCGUACACACAGGACGGCCCCAGCAAGCUCAUUGCCGCGCGCAUGACGCGCCUCGCCAAGGCCGCCUGCAAGCUCGUCCGCGAGCAAGGCGCACACGUCGAUGCCGCACCACUCUUCGCACCCGCUCUGCAGGACUACGACGUCCUCAUCCACCUCUCCAGCAAGGCGCUGCGGGCCAUUGCGCGCGAGACGGGCAGCGACGCCGUCGCGCCUCGCACCUCGCAAUUUCGCAACCUCGACGGCGCCGCGGGCAAGGCGCCCCUACCAGUCCGCGCGCGGCCCGUCGAUGCCUUCGUCGAGGAGCUGCGUCGUGUGUAUGAGGACACGCUGGUGUUCUUCCCGGGCGGCGCCGCGGACGACGCGACGAUUGCGGCGCUCUGGAACCCGCGCCUGCAGCCGUCCAAGUUUAGGGCGGGACUGCCGUACAACUUCCACGCGGUGGCCGACGACGAGGACGACGUGGUCGAGGUCAACCGAAAGGCGGUGCUGUUGGAAAUUGCGCGCAUUGGCGGCUCGUUGAUCAAGACGAUCGAGGUGGUUGGUGCAGACGACGAGUAA
Akanthomyces muscarius is the source of this 3291-nucleotide messenger RNA. RefSeq lists its product as uncharacterized. Lineage: Eukaryota; Fungi; Ascomycota; Sordariomycetes; Hypocreales; Cordycipitaceae. The transcript is spliced from 2 exons. Gene Ontology annotation, cellular component: UTP-C complex; small-subunit processome; CURI complex. The record is from RefSeq and is a predicted model, not a curated record. Bases 1 to 3291 code for a protein of 1096 amino acids. Gene Ontology annotation, biological process: rRNA processing; tRNA export from nucleus.